AUGACUUAUCUGGACACUGAACCGGAGAUAAGAUUGUUUGGAAAAUGGAGUGCCGACGAGGUCAGUGUGAGUGACCUAAGUCUUACGGACCACAUAACCGUCAAAGGCAAAGGAAAUCCCAUCCUGCCACAUACGGCGGGUCGAUAUCAGGUUAAGCGGUUUCGCAAGGCACAAUGUCCGUUAAUUGAGCGAGUAUGCUGCUCACUCAUGAUGCAUGGUCGGAACAACGGCAAAAAGCUGAAGGCACUGAAUAUAUUGAAACAUACAUUCGAAAUCAUACACUUACUGUCUGGCGAGAAUCCGAUCCAGGUUCUCGUGAACGCCAUUCUAAAUAGCGGUGCCCGGGAGGACUCCACUAGGAUCGGUCGUGGCGGCACAGUCAGGAGACAAGCCGUUGACGUCUCCCCUCUGCGUCGUGUCAACCAGGCUAUUUAUCUCCUUUGCACUGGAGCCCGCGAAGCGGCAUUCCGUAAUGUAAAGACUAUUGCUGAAUGCCUGGCGGAUGAGCUUUUGAAUGCAGCGAAAGGCAGUUCCAACUCCUACGCCAUCAAGAAGAAGGACGAACUGGAGCGAGUCGCCAAAUCGAACCGAUAAAUGAAUUCUCAA
Molecule: messenger RNA, 606 nt
Organism: Opisthorchis viverrini
Lineage: Eukaryota; Metazoa; Platyhelminthes; Trematoda; Opisthorchiida; Opisthorchiidae
Exons: 4
Coding region: 1-594 (197 amino acids)
Biological process (GO): ribosomal small subunit assembly; translation
Cellular component (GO): ribosome; cytosolic small ribosomal subunit
Molecular function (GO): structural constituent of ribosome; mRNA binding; rRNA binding
Source: RefSeq, a predicted model, not a curated record